This is a messenger RNA of Sinocyclocheilus rhinocerous, 3352 nucleotides long. RefSeq names its product sodium/calcium exchanger 3-like. The coding region runs from base 264 to 3035 and encodes 923 amino acids. Gene Ontology annotation, biological process: cell communication; calcium ion import across plasma membrane; sodium ion transmembrane transport. Gene Ontology annotation, molecular function: calcium:sodium antiporter activity. Gene Ontology annotation, cellular component: axon; sarcolemma; postsynapse. NCBI's taxonomy places the organism in Eukaryota, Metazoa, Chordata, Actinopteri, Cypriniformes, Cyprinidae. The record is from RefSeq and is a predicted model, not a curated record. The transcript is spliced from 8 exons.
UCGGUCCGUGUGUGCGUGUGCGCACGAGUGAGGAGGGCGAAAGCGGCCCUGGGGUAUUUCUGCCACCGAGGAGCAGUCAGCUGCACGCUUAACCGAGAGGAAACUGAUCUGGCUGGAAUAUUUGGCAUUGCCGAAAAACAUUUAGGAGGAAAGCAUUCCUCAUUUGCUUAAAUCACAGGUGGCGUGUGGAACCAAAGACAGCCCAGUGCUGGAUUCCCGAAGGACAGCUAGAGAUCACAGACCCUUGAGGUGAAAGAGGGUGCAUGGAUCGCUCAAGGACAAAGACUUCUGCCUACCUCUGGUUGGGCUUGGUCUCCGUGGCAGCAACCUUCUUCUGCGCAGAGGCGGGUGUCACGCCAAGCCCGUCCCUCUCGAAUAACAUCACAUGCAUCAGGGAGACAGAUCGAUGCCAGCCUGGCAUCAUCUUACCCAUUUGGUACCCCGAGGACCCUUCCAUGGGUGACAAGAUCGCCAGGGUCAUUGUGUACUUUGUGGCAAUGAUCUACAUGUUCCUGGGGGUAUCGAUUAUUGCGGAUCGCUUCAUGGCCGCCAUUGAAGUCAUCACCUCCCAGGAAAAGGAAAUAAUCAUCAAGCGUCCAAAUGGUGAGACUACAACAACGACAAUCCGAGUGUGGAACGAAACCGUGUCCAACCUCACACUCAUGGCGUUGGGCUCUUCUACCCCUGAGAUCCUUCUCUCUGUUAUCGAGAUUUGCGGGCACGAGUUCCACGCUGGCGAACUUGGCCCGUCCACCAUCGUAGGCAGCGCCGCCUUCAACAUGUUUGUGAUCAUCGGCCUGUGCGUGUCGGUGAUCCCAGAAGGGGAGGUCAGGAAGGUAAAACACCUGCGUGUGUUUUUCGUGACAACGGCGUGGAGCAUAUUUGCCUACAUCUGGCUCUACAUGAUCCUGGCUGUGUUCUCGCCCAACGUAGUCCAAGUAUGGGAAGGGCUUCUCACCUUGGCGUUCUUCCCCAUCUGUGUCAUUCUAGCUUGGGUGGCUGACCGUCGCCUGCUCUUCUACAAGUUUAUGCACAAGAAAUAUCGCACAGACAAGCACCGAGGCGUCAUUAUUGAGACGGAGGGUGACCGUUCAAAAGGUAUCGAAAUGGACGGAAAGAUGAUGAAUUCUCAUUUUGUCGAUGGCGGAGCUGCUAGUAAUUUGAUGGGCCUGAUUGAGGGCAAGGAGGUGGACGAUUCUCGCAGAGAUAUGAUCCGUAUCCUGAAGGACCUGAAGCAGAAACACCCGGAGAAGGAGCUUGACCAGCUGGUGGAGAUGGCCAACUAUUAUGCACUGUCACACCAACAGAAAAGCAGAGCGUUUUAUCGUAUCCAGGCCACGAGGAUGAUGACCGGCGCCGGGAACAUCCUCAAGAAGCAUGUGGCCGAGCAGGCCAAACGCAGCACUAGUGUUCAAGAAGUAAAUGCAGAAGAACCUGAGGAGUUUGUGUCCCGCAUUAUGUUCGAACCUGCCAUUUACCAGUGUCUGGAGAACUGUGGAGCCGUUCUGCUUACAAUAGUGCGUAAAGGUGGCGACAUCGCAAAGACAAUCUAUGUGGAUUAUAAAACGGAAGAUGGCUCGGCGAACGCUGGUGCGGACUAUGAGUUCACCGAGGGCAUGGUGGUGUUCAAACCUGGUGAGGUCGUCAAGGAGAUCACUGUUGGCAUCAUCGAUGACGACAUCUUUGAAGAGGACGAGCAUUUCUUUGUGCGGCUCAGUAACGUCCGUGUUCUGGAGACUGAGGAUGAGGUGUUGUCGCCCAGUAGCCUGCCGUACCCAAAGGCCUUGAUAGUAUUCCCUGCUGUUGCCACGGUUACCAUCCUCGACGAUGACCAUGCAGGCAUCUUCACUUUUGAAAGCGAGUCCAUGCACGUGAGUGAGAGUGUGGGCAUCAUGGAAGUGAAAGUGCUGCGGACGUCAGGAGCGAGAGGGACGGUCAUCAUUCCGUUCCGCACAGUGGAGGGACUCGCUAAGGGCGGUGGAGAGGACUUCGAGGACGCGUAUGGAGAGCUAGAGUUCAAAAACGACGAGACCUGUAAAACCAUACAGGUUAAAAUCAUCGAUGAUGAGGAGUAUGAAAAAAACAAAAGCUUCUAUCUGGAGCUAGCAGAACCUCACAUGGUGGACAUGAGCCUUCAGAAAGCUCUGUUAUUAGCUGAUGAUAUUCCAGACAGGAAGUUGUCAUCAGAAGAGGAGCAAGCAAGAAGAAUAGCAGAGAUGGGGAAGCCUGUGUUGGGCGAGCAUGCGAAAAUAGAGAUUAUCAUUGAAGAGUCGUAUGAGUUUAAGAGUACAGUAGAUAAGCUAAUUAAGAAGACUAACUUGGCUCUGGUUGUGGGCACAAAUUCCUGGAGAGAACAAUUCAUGGAGGCCAUAACUGUCAGCGCAGGAGAUGAGGAUGAGGAUGAAGGGGGAGAGGAACGUCUGCCAUCUUGUUUUGACUAUGUCAUGCACUUCCUGACUGUGUUCUGGAAGGUUCUGUUCGCCUGUGUCCCACCCACGGAAUACUGGAACGGGUGGGCAUGUUUCAUUGUUUCCAUAGUGGUCAUCGGUCUUUUGACUGCUGUGAUCGGUGACCUGGCUAGUCACUUUGGCUGCACCAUUGGCCUAAAGGACUCAGUCACUGCUGUGGUGUUCGUAGCCCUGGGAACAUCUAUCCCUGAUACCUUUGCCAGUAAAGUUGCAGCGGUGCAGGACAGUUACGCAGACGCGUCUAUCGGUAACGUGACCGGUAGUAAUGCUGUGAACGUUUUCUUGGGAAUCGGUGUGGCGUGGUCAGUGGCCGCCAUCUACUGGCACAUGCAGGGUCGUGCGUUCGAGGUGCCAGCAGGUUCCCUGGCAUUUUCUGUCACUCUCUUCACCAUCUUUGCCUUCCUGGCGGUGAGUGUCCUGCUGUACCGGCGCAGGCCUCAUAUCGGUGGAGAGCUGGGCGGCCCGCGCACACAGCGCAUCUUCACAACGCUCUUUUUCUUCGGUCUCUGGUUUCUCUAUAUCCUUUUCUCCAGUCUUGAGGCUUACUGUCAUAUACAGGGCUUCUGAAGAGAAGAGAUGGGGUGGGAAGGGGUGGGGGUUGGAAAGAGAUAUAUGGGAGGAAACUUCAAGCCGUAAGUAAGAGCUAAUUCAAAAAGGUCGCUACGGUUUUAAGCAGGCAUGGAUUUGAGCUUUAAAAAGGGACAUUCGUUCUUCAGAUGCCUUCACGCUGAAGAUGAAGAGUGUGAAACAUUUCUCUAAGGGGUGGGACAGUCUUAACCUGGAGUCUGAGCUUUUCACAGUCUAUAUUUUCCUCAACACCUACUGAGAAUGACUUUUUUCUAAUGAAGUAUUUUGGGAAAAAAAAUGCAUAAAAAAUUACAAAA